Molecule: messenger RNA, 2508 nt
Organism: Leguminivora glycinivorella
Lineage: Eukaryota; Metazoa; Arthropoda; Insecta; Lepidoptera; Tortricidae
Gene: orb2
Product: translational regulator orb2
Exons: 10
Coding region: 16-1293 (425 amino acids)
Biological process (GO): negative regulation of cytoplasmic translation
Cellular component (GO): synapse; neuron projection; nucleus
Molecular function (GO): mRNA 3'-UTR binding; translation factor activity, RNA binding; mRNA regulatory element binding translation repressor activity
Source: RefSeq, a predicted model, not a curated record
UCGAGAGAACGUGCGAUGGGUGAGCUACAAUACCCGGGGGCUCCUAGUGUGGACGACGAGAGACAGUACAGGGCGCCCUUCAGGCGCACGCCGCAGUACCGGUGGCCGUCGCAGCCUCCGCAGCCCUCAGCCUUCGCGCCCUGGCGCCGCGCGCCCGCCCCGCCGCGGCCGCCCGACUACCGCCGCAGCGCUAGCUACCCGGGCAAACCUGACGAACCCUACCAGGAACGCACAGGGCUAGAAAACAUGAGGACCUUAGAGCACUACCUGACAGAUAUCAUGCGGGCCGACACGUCAGACCCCAUGAAAGGCAAGUCGCCGUUUUUCCCCGGCGUGGAGGAGGCGGCGCUGGCGAGCGGCGGGGCCGCGGGCUCGCCCUCUGUGCCCUCCGACCAGGCGCAGGAUGUUGUGUCGCGACUCAGCGCUGCCGGUCUCUCGAUGUGCGUGUCGGCGCUGGGGUCGCCGGCGCGCUCGUCGCCCGUCUCGGCGGGCUCGGAGCACGGCGAGCGCUUCAGCCGCAAGGUGUUCGUGGGCGGCCUGCCGCCUGACAUCGACGAGGAUGAGAUCACCUCCUCUUUCCGGCGGUUCGGACCUCUGGUGGUGGACUGGCCCCACAAGGCCGAGAGCAAGAGCUACUUCCCACCCAAGGGCUACGCGUUCCUACUGUUCCAGGACGAAAGCUCUGUCGCAGCGCUGAUGGAGGCUUGCAUCACAGACGACGACAAGCUGUACCUCUGCGUGUCAUCGCCCACCAUCCGCGACAAGCCGGUCCAGAUCCGCCCCUGGCGACUAGCUGACGCCGACUUCGUACUUGACGCCUCCAUGCCACUGGACCCUAGGAAGACAGUGUUCGUUGGAGGCGUUCCUCGCCCGCUUAAAGCUGCCGAACUGGCGAUGAUCAUGGACCGGCUGUACGGAGGCGUGUGCUACGCCGGCAUCGACACCGACCCCGAACUCAAAUACCCCAAGGGCGCGGGGCGCGUGGCGUUCUCCAACCAGCAGUCCUACAUCGCGGCCAUCUCUGCGCGCUUCGUGCAACUGCAGCAUGGCGACAUUGACAAGCGAGUCGAGGUGAAGCCGUACGUGCUGGAUGAUCAGAUGUGUGAUGAGUGCGCCGGCGCGCGCUGCGGCUCUAAGUUCGCGCCAUUCUUCUGCGCCAACGUCACCUGUCUCCAGUACUACUGCGAGCACUGCUGGGCCACCAUCCACUCGCGGCCGGGGCGCGAGUUCCACAAGCCGCUCGUCAAGGAGGGCGCCGACCGCCCGCGCGCCGUGCCCUUCCGCUGGUGUUAGUGCUGUCCCGCUCGCACCGUCCGCCCUCCCGCUCGCACCGCACCGUCCGCGCGGCGAUGCCACAGUAACCAGUAGUGCUCGAGUAACCACCGUUCUAGUGGUGAGGUAACCACUAGUCUAGUAGUCGAGUAAACACUAGUCUAGUGGUCGAGUAACCACUAGUUUAGUAGUCGAGUAACCACUAGUCUAGUGGUGAGGUAACCACUACUGCGGGCCUAUGGUGCUUGCUAUAUUAUCACUUAUCUACGUUGAUAAAGCAUCCGUCAUCUGGCAAGUACGUCAAUGUGAGAGUGACAGGUGUCUUAUCCACGUUGAUAAGUGGUAAAAUUGCAAGCAUAAUCGCCCUCUUGGUGAAGAACCGUUGAAAAUGACAUGUAUUGUACAUGUCGUUGUAUGACGAUGUAUUUUUCAUGUCAAACGAUGUCAUGAAAAAUACAUGUAUUUUUCAUAUCAUUUUCUACGCUAUGGUGAAGUAACCACUAGUGGUAAACCAUCACUAGCGUACUACAGUAAUUAGGCAAUUAGUAAGGUAACCACUAGUUACCACUUAUGGCAAAGUUAUUUCACCACUAGUGAUGUGAAGUAACCACUAGUGGUAACCCCGCCAGUAAUGAAAUAACCGCUAAACCUCUGUAUUUGAAGUAACCAAUCGUAACAUAUCUAAGACGGUCAUGAUGUUAAACGGUUACAGUUAUAGAAGGUCACAUUAGAUGCAAUAACCACUUGUAAUACUUCACUAAAACGUAAUAAAGUUAAAUUUUACAUUAUAGGACAAUUGUUUGCCUAAUCACUAAUGUAUCUCAACAGUUUUCGUAACCACAAUCGUAAAGAAAGUGUUAUAAAUAUUAAAUAUCAGUUAAAACCAUUUGCAAAAUUCAUCCUAUGAUAUAAAUGUAGAGAAAUUUUUAAAACUAUUUAAAUGAACGAUUUUGGUUACGGCAAAACGUUAACACUAGUGGUUACUUUAACAAUAAAGAUAUUGGCACCAGUGGUUACAUUAACACUAAUGGUUACAACACUAGUGGUUACGCUCUCGCGCCACGUGCUCUGCGCACUUUACACUCGAAAUGUGACCAAAAAUAUGGCUGUUAACAUCUCGAAUAGGCCAAAGGCCGAACAAGACGUAGUUCAUAAGCCCAACCCAAACCACAUCGGAGGUAAGGCACUGGUCCCAUUGCGAGCUAGUAAACUUUGAGCUAUCGGCUAUAAAAACGA